Messenger RNA from Metopolophium dirhodum (rose-grain aphid), 1859 nucleotides. It is a transcript of the gene HSPC300, whose product is annotated as probable protein BRICK1. Gene Ontology annotation, molecular function: protein-containing complex binding. Gene Ontology annotation, cellular component: SCAR complex. The coding region runs from base 646 to 873 and encodes 75 amino acids. Gene Ontology annotation, biological process: cell motility; actin filament organization; regulation of actin polymerization or depolymerization. The record is from RefSeq and is a predicted model, not a curated record. NCBI's taxonomy places the organism in Eukaryota, Metazoa, Arthropoda, Insecta, Hemiptera, Aphididae. The transcript is spliced from 3 exons.
UCCAUUAGUGAUAAACUGAUCUACAGAUUAAUUCAUUAUAUCAAUGGACAUUUUUGAUUUGCAAAUAGUGUUCCAAGCGUUUAAAAUAUUCGACCAUAGUACUACAAAGCUCAAGAAGGUGGUAGUAAAAAAAAGCAAACUGUAAAAAAAUAGGCGCUACUAUCUUAAAUCGUGGCCAUAACCACUAUAACGUCGUGGAUUCUACUAAAAAUUUUUCCUGCUAAGAUCCAUUCGAAUAUAGCUGAUAAGGAACGUUUCCUUUAUCAGCGUUAUCUAUAGAUUACGAGUUACGACUACUACAGAAGACAGACUGAACAUUACGUAUUUACGUACAACUUUCAAGUACGGCACUAGUGCACUACAGCGUACGCCCUCCACGCACUACCUACUGACUACUGUGGAAGUGAGGACCACACCAGACUACUAGUUUACUACCGGAUCCGUUAGUCGACCAUAGAUUUAUGUUGUCGAUUUGUCGUACGAACUACAAAGUACAUCAGCUAUCAGCGUCAGUUGCUCAAUCCGCAUUCAACAGUUGAACAGUCAGUGAAAAAUAUUGAUAAACAGUAAACAGUUGUUACUUGUCAGUUACCGAAUACUGUUUAUUUAAUAUAUUUUGACGCACAAGUAUAUUAUCUGGUGGCCAUGGGAGGACCUAAAGAAGGCGUUCAAAAACAGAUACAACAAGACUGGGCGAACCGCGAAUACAUUGAAGUGAUCACGGGCAGCAUAAAAAAAAUUACAGACUUUCUCAAUUCGUUUGAUAUGUCAUGUCGGUCCAGGUUAGCUAUUUUAAAUGAAAAAUUAACUACACUAGAAAGAAGAAUUGAAUACUUGGAAGCUCGGGUUACUAAAGGAGAAACUCUUUCAUGAUACAUUGCCAUCAAAUAAAUUGGAAAUACUUGUGUACUAUAUUUAAAUUUUCCAAAGUAGUGUAAUUAAACUAGUCUAAGUAAUUUAUAUUUUUUUAACAUGUCAAAUUUAUUUUAUACAUUUAUGAUAUUAUAAUAUAAUUUAAGAUAUUAAACUUUUAAUAUUAUUAGAACAUUGUUUUUGAACUAAUGUGUUUUAUUAACCCUUUGAUGAGUUAAUUUUUUUUUAACUAUAACUCACUCAGAGUGAAUAUAUUUUAAAGAAUAGAAAUAACACAUUUUUAAUUUAUCUAAAGUAAUGAUGUACAUUUACGUCUUAUGUAUUUAACUUUUAGUAAUAAUGAUGUUAAUUCAUAGAUUGCAACAUAUAUUUCAUUUCAUGUUAUUAAUAUAUAUAUAAGAGGGUGAUUUCUUAAGCAUGUCACCCCAUUUUAUGUUUAAACUAGCUGUAUAAUCCAACUUUGACCGGGAAAAGAUUAUCAAAUAAUAUACGAUGUUGUAUCUUAGUUUUAGUAUACCUCAAUUUAGACAUAGCUCUUGGUUAGGUUAGAACAUGGUUCAAAUAUCUCUUUAAACUUUCCUUGCAUCUCUAAGAACAAUAUCUGAAAUUUUCUUCAAAAUUAGUCUGGUGGUUUUUGAGUACACUAAGUACCUAUGUUUUUGGAUAAUCGUAGUGCACCCCUACACAGUGGUAUGAAGGUACUAUGGCAAUCUCAAUUCUAGCUACCAUAGUUUAGGCUCUACUUUAAUCAGUCUGUCAGUACCGUUCGAUUAUGCAUAUAUUCAAAUUCUAAUUUUUUUUUUUUGUAUUUUUACGUGUAGUUAAAGGCAAUAGGUGGGGAUACCAACAUUUGUUUAUCAAAUAAGAACCUACAUGAGGUAUUAAUGCAAAUUGUGAAUCAGAUGAUUUUUCUGAACAUUUAUAUGUCUUUAUUGUAAUCAAAAUAUGAUGUUAUAUCUGCUAUUAAAAUCAUUGAACUACGUCAA